AUGGAGGACCGCGAAUCAAGCCCAGCGUCGUCGGUCGACUUCUACGGCUCUGAUGCGAAUCCUCCCCAGGCGACGCCUGCGCACAGCGACGCGUCUGUCGCAAAGCGCAAGGCAGAGGAUGCGCCCCAUGAGCGUGAAAAGAAGCGCAAGCUCAGCAGCGCGAAGCCGCUCGUGAAGCUACCACCCGAGUUGUGGCAGCAUGUUUUCUCUUUUUGUUCGCUUGCAGAUCUCGGUCGAUUGAUCCAGGUCAAUCGAUCUUUCCUAUCCUAUCUCACAGACGUGCGCAGUCUGUCGACUUCAAAGUCGCAUCCUGGCCGUCUGCAUCUCCUAAAGUCCGAGUCGUUGUGGGCCUCUGCCCGCAACGCAAUGUGUACCAAGCCCCCGAAGCCGCUCCCAGGCUUCAGCGAGCUGCGCAUGUGGCAGCUGGCUUGGUCCAGGAGAUGUCAGUUCUGCAAUAAGCUUGAUUCUCUGACUCCAGGCGAGCGCAUAUGGCAAAAGGGCCCCGGCAAAGAAGGCGUCCGCGUCAUUUGGCCCUUCGCCAUCAGAGCCUGCGGGCCGUGCCUGCUCAAACAAUGCCAGACGGACGCGAGCCUUCUCUUCUCGGCUGCCUCCGCCCUGCGGCCCGCCCUCCCGUUCGCCCUCCUCACCAGCGACCAGCACUACAUUCCGGCAUACACCCUGCAAUCUGCGAAUACGCCGGCCGACGUCGACAUUGCCAAGUUCUACUACAAGCAGCAUGUCGAGGAGAUCACGCAGGAGAUGAACGAGGCCAUCAGCCGUGGCCCUGCAGCAGCUGAGGAGUGGUCCAAAGGACUCGAUGCUCGCGGAAAAGAACGCAUGAAAGUCGCCGAGAACUGGGAACGCUGGGAGGUCAAGAACCUGUGGCAGGAGGAGCACGAGCGUGCGAAGCGCGCUCCAUCUGCAGCUCCCUCGCAUGCCGCCACGUCACACAAGGACCCGUCUAAAUCACCCCCUCGUCGAACUCCCUCUCCCAUAAUUCAUGCUCCGGUUCCAGCGAGUAAGUAUACCUCUGCUGUCUCAUUUGCUGCCACACAUGGCGAUGCCUUUCGAUAUGUCAACAACACCUCUCCAGUCCCCUCCCUAACAGGUGUAGCACCAUCGUCGCAGCAUGCGCAAGCGCGACCGCCUACUGUUCCACCACAGGCUUUCACCCCUUCUGGCCAGAGAAACCUACACGAUGCAAACGAGGCCAAGGCGACCCGGAAGACCGACAUAGAACGCCGGUGUCAGCAAAUGGACCCUCCUAUCGCUCCCAACGUCUUGCGCCACAUGGACUCGUUCAAAGCGGCUAUCCAGAUUUCACAGCCAAUGAACGACUAUGCAUGGAGUGUGCUCCAACCCCGCUUGAUCGCUCAGCUCCCUGCUGCCCAACAAGCAGAAGCCGACCACGUGGCUCGGGCUGCUUCGUUUCCCACAAAAGCUGCCGACCGCCGCCACACGGACGCCAAUUCCAAGGAGGCCAGGGAAGUCAUGGACCGAGAGUGGGAAGAGUCGCAACGACCCAUCCGCGACAGACUCGAAGCCAUCGCCGACGACUUCAUCAAUCAGAGCUGGGACCAUGGCAGCGCCGUCACUUACGACAACAGCCCAAAGUUUGCGGCCGACCUCCUUGCUCACGUGCGCCGCACAUACUAUGCCGAGGAACCCGAACAGGACUCUGAUCAUCCCGGGCAACAUACGCAGCCUUCUACUGACAAUAUAACUACUAGGCCCAGGCUCGUCCUGGAUAACAUGAAAUGGGUGUACGACAACAAGAUCAAGCCUUUGACAGAACCAUUCCGGAAGGACAUCUUCCUGUGCCAUGGUGGCGGAUGCGAGUACAACAACAAGUACUAUGGUUUCGAGGGCGUCACGCAGCACUACGGAGCCAAACAUACUGCUGCCUUCAGUUCAGGAAACGUGGUCGUUGCAUGGAGAGAAGCCGAGUGGCCGGAGGAGACUCCCUUCCACCCAGAUCCUCUCUCUGUGAAGCAACCUCAACAUGGUCAUCAUCCCUCUUCUAGUACGAAUGGGUUUGGUGGCUAUUUUGGCGGAUACUCACGCGCAGGGACAUCAACACCUCACAUGCCAACUCACCAUCCACAGGCGAGCCCUGGUCCUUACAACUAUGGAGGCCAGUACAAUGGACCAUUCGCUCCACCACAGGUUCCUUCUGGCUUCGAGUACCCCCAGCCAUAUGCGACACCCGUGGAUAUGUAUGCACAUCAAGCAAUGGGUCCACCAGGUUAUGGUGCUCAUGCGGCCCAGAACCCUUACCUGACUUCUCCAGCGAUGAUCAACAAUGCCAUAGCUCCACCACCACCCAACAUGCCACCACCUAGCCAAGGAAUUCCUGAGAUCGCUCCUAGCGGUACAGAAGAUACUGGCCAAAGUACUAGCUCGUUUGACAAGCAAGUAAGUACCGUCAUCGACAUGACCCAGGACAUCUGGAAACGCACCUCGGGGAUCAAGGACAUGCCGAAUAGCCUCCGGAUCUAUGUGUUGCUCCAUCGCGUCAUCUCCAAGUUUCAUGUAGAGUUCAAUCAUGAACCGAACCUGAACCACUUCAUUGAUGCUCUGUCUAAUCAUGAGAUGCCAAAGGCUUUGAAGAAUGCACCAGGUCUCUCAUGCAAAGCUUGUCAGACGGGCGCUUCGCAUAACUUGGGAGGUUCCUACUACUCCAAGUCGGAGGAAAGAACAACUUAUACUGUCCUCGGCCUGUUAUCGCACUUCAGGAGCCAGCAUCUGCCUUUUCAGCAACCAAUGCCUGGCCACGGAAUGCCUAUUGCCCCUCUGGACUGGAAGGAACACAUGAUCGAGCUUCCAAGCGAACGGUUCAUUUCUGGUCUCAUACACGCCCCAGGCAUGGAUGACGAGAAGCUGCUAAUGAUAGCGACCGUCUUUCCCAGCUUGUUCCCUAUGCCACUGCCUAAGAUCGGCGUGAUUGAUAGCCAUGGAUUAGCUUCCCCAGCCUCGUCAGGACCGAAGGAUUCAGACAAAACGACUGGCCCAGCCGAUGUUGCUGGUGAGGGAAUAGCACGCCCCAACUCUGUUAUGAAAGCAGCAGAAGCAAAUUCGGCGCUACCACCUAAACCGCUGGAGGCUGGUUAUGAGCCUGUUCGACCAAGCCUUGCCGGCGAAUCGAAUGAGGCGUCGGGCUCCAUGAACAGGAAACGUUCAUAUCGAGAGAGCUCCCCCGCAGAGCGUCCUACAUAUGAGGAUUACACCGGCCGCCGAACAGCGUUCCGCGAGCAAGAGCGAUUCUAUGGACCACCCGAGGACGUGGUCUACGCACAUCCGCGGGAAGGAAGCCACGGCAGUCGGGAAUACAGUGCCUAUCCCCGCCAGGCUCGAUACUAUGAAGAAGAUGAUCAUCGGCCCGAAUACCGGUUCAUGAACGAGCGUCAGUCAAGGGAUGCCAGUCCACCUCAAGGGCAAUCUGCAGCAGAUCGGUUCCUAGCAGAGAACGAACCCCCACAACCACAACCACAGUCCGAAAAGCUCCUGCACCAGCAGAUGCAACAGCACCUGUUCGCCCACUUGCGCCCCCACAUCCUCGAGCUCCUUCCACUGUUUCCAACAACUCCCGAUAUGACGACUAUCAACCUAACGGGUAUCGGAUGCCAAUGUCUGGACCAAGCGGUCCGCCACGAAGGGCUGGACCUCAACGCCGAAGAGAUCGGCCUAACGAAAACCGGGGACCGUCUCGAUAUCAGCGAUACAUGA
Messenger RNA from Alternaria ethzedia, 3726 nucleotides. RefSeq lists its product as uncharacterized. The record is from RefSeq and is a predicted model, not a curated record. Gene Ontology annotation, molecular function: protein binding. The transcript is spliced from 4 exons. Bases 1 to 3726 code for a protein of 1241 amino acids. Lineage: Eukaryota; Fungi; Ascomycota; Dothideomycetes; Pleosporales; Pleosporaceae.